AUGGAACCUACCGCUGGUGACAACGGCUCUACAGUUGAUCAAUCAGCAAAACGACCCAGAAAUACACAAUCAUGUCUUGCAUGCCGAGCCACCAAAAGCCGAUGUAUCCCGGUACAAGGAUCUGACAUCUGCGAAGCAUGUACUAGACGAUCUCGACAAUGUGUCAAGCCCGGCCCGGUCAAGCAACGCAUCAAAACCUCUCAGAAAAUCUCAAGUCUCGAGGAGAAGAUCGAGUUAUUGACCAGGGCGUUGUCCGCUAAGGCGCAGGAGCACCCAGACAAGACUCUUCCUUCCACAUUGUCUCCUGAAGCAACCACGCACGACUUCAUCGCUGUAGAGACGUCGUCCCAUGAAAAUUGUAAUAGAGAACUCGCUUCGGUGGUGGACAAGGCCAGAGAACGGAUUGGUAACGUCGCUGACUGCAGAGAUGUCCUCGGACAGCUUGAUCUUCAUGCUCAUGAUCGGAUUGACGACCGCAUUUUCCUGGAUAGGCUCAAAGGCUUCAUCGAAGGCAAUCCUGAACUAGCGAAAUCGUUCAGGGUCUUGCUCGACUUGGAUCGGUCUGGCCCUGGUAUCGGUCCUCCGCCGGAAUAUCAUUCGCGGUCUCACAUCUCUCACGUCUCUCACCAGCAAUCAGCCUUCGGAGACCACCUCGCUUAUGACGUGGUGGGACGUGGCCUGAUUGAUAUGCCUACUGCGGAAGUCUUGCUCAAUCACUAUAAUCUGACGAUGCGGCCGAUACUGCCUCUUUUAACUGCCUCUCACAGCUCGACGGCGGCAGGUCAUCGAUUGGCAACCCCAGUCUUGUUCCUCGCCCUCCUGGCAGUCACAAGUGCGGCGAUUCUGCCAUCCUUUACCUCUCGACUUGUGGAAGAACUACACGAGCAACUCGCGCGCGAGAUCCUUGUUGUGGGAACGCCAUCGAUGGAGCUUAUCCAAGCGGCGUUGCUCUACUCACAAUACUGUAUGCUACCCACGGGCUCACACUGUCCCAUUUCGACUCUUCACGUUUCGGCCGCCGUGACUAUGGCCUGUGACCUGGGGCUUUUCAACAGAGCGACGAGAUUGGUCGCGGGGGAACAGUCCGAAGGACCAAUGGAGGCAGCUCGGAUGUGGUUAGCGUGCUGGUAUGCAGCGUCAAGUAAUGCAACACUACUUCGGCAGAAAUUGCCCGUAUUACCGACAAGUGAAGUAGACUCCUGCCUGGCCGUGUUGUCACGGAAUGAAAGCCAUCAGCCUCAUCUCCACGACCGAUGGCUUUGCAGCAUAGUCCGUCUCCAGAUGAUUCUGGAAGAUGUUUCCAAUAUUCUGGCACCCGUGUCGGUGGGUACAUCCGGGCAGACAUUCGACGAGCCUGCCAUGCAGUAUAAAAUGAGCAUGCUGCAGCGUCGGGUGGAGGACUGGAAGUCCACUGUACCCGUUGGUGUCGAUGAAGCUCUCGUCAAGUUUCACAUGAACACCGCCCGACUCUGUAUCAACCACAUUGCGAUCCGGAGCUACGUGCGCAGACCACUGAACGUACAUGGCGAAGUAGAGAUGUCGGCCACACAUUUCAAUUCGCUAUGUAGUUGCGUGGAAUCCAUACAAGGCAUUCUGGAGACCUACAUAUCCUUCCCAGACUCGCUUGCCCGGUCUUUGCCCAACAGCUACCUUUCAUGGACGCUAUAUGCCACGGUAUGCAUGAUGAAGCUGGGACAGUUCAUCGACUCAAGUCUCACCGAUCGCGAACCUUCUAUUGCCCAACUUGUCGAUGCAACGAUCGAAAAGGUUGCCAGAGUGUCGGAAAAUGGAUACCUACCGCAAGCGAAGGCGUGUGAAGGAGCAUUCAGGAAAUUGAAGCUUUGGUAUCAGCACAAGAGGGCCAUAUGCAUCAACGCCAAAGGACUACAGAACUGCAUUGGUGAUGGUAAAGGCUCGAUUUACAGCGCCUUGGGCGCGACGAGCGACCCAUUCUCGCUGGAGCAAGCUUCGACUGUGGCGACGUCCGGCAUUGAUGCAACACAGACCGUGUUGACGCCGGACAUCAAUCCGCACCGCCAGCUCUUGCCACCCAGAACGAUGGCGGAGGAGGCCACAGAAGUGGCGUACGAUCCCUCGACGUACGAAAACACCAACUGGGCUGAGUUCACCUUCGAUUCUGAUGCGAUGCGCGAGUUCGACGCGUAUAUGAUGGACGAGAAUGAAGACGAGUCAUGGCUGAGAUCGUUCGUCACGGGAUACCAAGGAGCUGAUUCGGUUGAAUGA
Messenger RNA from Capronia epimyces CBS 606.96, 2244 nucleotides. RefSeq lists its product as uncharacterized. Gene Ontology annotation, cellular component: nucleus. The record is from RefSeq and is a predicted model, not a curated record. Gene Ontology annotation, molecular function: transcription cis-regulatory region binding; DNA-binding transcription factor activity, RNA polymerase II-specific; zinc ion binding. The transcript has 3 exons. The coding region runs from base 1 to 2244 and encodes 747 amino acids. Lineage: Eukaryota; Fungi; Ascomycota; Eurotiomycetes; Chaetothyriales; Herpotrichiellaceae. Gene Ontology annotation, biological process: regulation of DNA-templated transcription.